AUGCCAGAACCAGUUCAAUUUGAAUCAUUAUUAACAACAGAAGAUUUUCAAGGUUAUGAAGAUCCAGAAAAAUUUAAAACAUUUGUACCAAAAUUAGAAGCAUAUAGAAAAAAACUAAAUGAUGGAUUAAUAGAAGAAUAUAAAGUAGAAUUACCAAAACCAAUUGAAGAAUUAAUUGAUGAACAAUUUAAUGCUAAAAAGUAUCUUUAUGAAUCCGGUGCAUUAAGUGAAAAAGAAUUAGAAAUCACUGAUUCAAAAGGGUCCAAAAUAUUAAAAGAAAUAGCUGAUGGUAAUUGGAGUUGUGUUGAAGUAUUAAAAGCUUUUGCUCAUAGAACUGUUAUCGCACAUCAAUUGACUAAUUGUGCUUUAGAUUUAUUUAUUGAAGAUGGGUUAAAAAGAGCUCAAGAAUUGGAUGAUUAUUAUGCUAAAAAUGGCAAGACAAUUGGUCCAUUACAUGGAUUGCCUGUCUCAUUAAAAGAACAUUAUAAUUUUAGAGGCAGAGUUACUCAUGGUUGUUACGUAAAAUUAGUUGAGAAUGUUACUGAUGAACAUUGUGCUACACUUCAAGUCUUGGAAGAUUUGGGGUCAAUUUUUUAUGUAAGAACUUCACAACCUCAAUGUCUAAUGCAUUUAUGUGGUAAUAACAAUUAUAAUGGUCUUACUAGAAAUCCAUACAACUUAUUAUUAUCAAGUGGUGGUUCAUCAUCUGGAGAAGGUUCUUUGAUUACAUUAGGUGGAUCAGUAUUUGGUAUCGGAUCAGAUAUUGGUGGAUCAAUUAGAUCACCAGCUGCAUUUUCGGGUUGUAUUGGAUUAAGACCAAGUAAUCAUAGAGUUUCAUUGAAAGGAUGUGUCGCAGCAGCAGCAGGUCAAGAAUCAAUUGUGGUUGUUUUUGGUCCAUUAGCUAGAUCAGUUGAUGAUAUUGAAUUAAUGAUGAAAACUUUUAUUAAUGUUGGUCAACCUUGGAAUUAUGAUCAAGCUAUUCCUCGUAUACCUUGGCAAGAAGUUUCUAAACCAAAACCUGGAGAUUUAACUGUUGCUGUUAUUAGAGAUGAUGGGUUAGUUAGAGUUUCACCACCAAUUAGAAGAGGUCUUGAAGAAACAGUUAAGAAAUUGAAAGCAGCAGGUGUCAAAGUAGUUGAAUUUACUCCACCACAUACAAAAUUAGCUUAUGAUACAAUUAAUAAAAUGUAUAAUUGUGAUGGUAAUAAGAAUCAAAGAGAAUAUUUAGCUGCUUCGGGUGAACCUUUAACUAAAUUGACAAAAUGGUUUUUGAAUUUUGGAGAUGGUAAAAAACAUUAUACCAGCGCAGAAAAUAGAGCAUUAAAUGUCGAUAGAGAAUUUAUAAGACAUGCAUAUCAUGAUUAUUUUGUGGAAAAUAAAAUUGAUUUUAUUUUGACUCCUGCUUAUAACAAUGUUGCUCCCCAACAAGAAGAAGUUUAUAAUUGGUCAUAUACUGCAAUGUAUAAUAUUUUAGAUUUACCAACAUUAGCUUUCCAAACAGGAUUAUUCCAAGAUCCUGAAAUUGAUGUUUGGACUGAAGAAGAUAAAAAUUACGAGUACAGAUCUGACUUAGAAAGAUUAGAGAAUGAAAAUUAUCUACCUGAAAAAUUCAAAGGUGCUCCAAUUGGUUUACAAUUAAGUGCAAGAAGAUAUCAUGAUGAAGAGUUACUUGCAGGUGCUAAAACUAUUAUUGAUGAUAUUUUAAAAGUUGACUUAUUUGGACCUUAA
Lodderomyces jiufengensis is the source of this 1728-nucleotide messenger RNA. RefSeq lists its product as uncharacterized. Bases 1 to 1728 code for a protein of 575 amino acids. The record is from RefSeq and is a predicted model, not a curated record. Lineage: Eukaryota; Fungi; Ascomycota; Pichiomycetes; Serinales; Debaryomycetaceae. The transcript has a single exon.